AUGCCAGUCCUGAACCUGGUAACGUCCAAGGCAGAGCCCGCAGCUUCUUUGAAGCGCUCCAGAGAAGAGGCUGGCGUCGACUUGACGGAAGAUGGCGAUGGAGAGGGUGAUGUGUGGCAACAAUUGGAGAACGAGCUUCAGGCACCCUUGAAUUUGCCCUUGGCCUGGCCAGCGGCUGACGACGCCUCCAAGCCGAGGGAGCCAGUUGUGCAUGCUGUGGACGACAAGGAGGACUCUGACGACGACUGGGGCUACAUAUGGAAGCAGUCAGGUGUCGACGCCAAGCAGACCUCGAACAUCUUAGAAGAGAUCGAGAAGAAUGUGAAAGCGGCCGCUGACUUUCACAAGGAGAAGUGGCAGAAGAAGGAGCAGCCCGAAGAGGAGGAGGCACAGGAGGAUGAAGAAUGGGGCGCGGAAUUGUACGAGACGCAGCAGGAGAAGGAAAUUUCCAAAGAUUUCUGGGUGCCCGACGAGUCGUGGAGUGCCUGGGAGUGCAACUCAAAGGAGGCCGUGGCUGCUCAGCGGCUCGUGCAGAAGAUUCGCAGCCGAGCCGCCAAAAAAGAUACAAAGGCGGAAGAGAACACCGAGCUGGAAGACUUCCCUAGCGAGGUCUUGCUUGAGGUCUUGAAGCUCUGGAUCGGCCGGGAGCUUCCCGAGCAGCGCAUGCUGCUGGCGAUGUUGCUCUGGGUUGAGGCGAUCACAGUCGAGGUCCCUAUCGUUCGGCCGGACCUGAACCAGUAUGCGAUGCAACUCCUUUCCAAGGAGGAGUUUCAGGUGGCCCUGCGGUCGGCCUGUGAUCAUGUCUCCCACGAUGUGCUCUUGGUGAAGGCCGGCGCCCCGAUCCCCGCGGCCGCCCUCCGCAACGACGAGGCUCCCAAGGUGCAGAAGCGCUUGAUCUCAUCGCUGAGCGGCAUGAUGCAGCAUGCAGAAUUCCCCAUGGAGGAGGACGAUCUGACAUCCAAGUUCGAGGAGAUCUUUGCGGAUCUUCCGCUGUCCUUGCGAGUGGCUUCGCUGGCCCACCUCAACGAGAUGGCUGAGCUACUGAAAGAGCUGUGGGCGAGCAAGGGUGAGUUCAUCGAGGACAUGAAGAAGCUCGCCUCCUUCGACCGAGCCUGCGAGGUGACCUGCCGGCUGACCCUCACGCACGCGGUGGAGCUGGGCAAUCAGGCGCUGAACAAGGACUUCAAAGACUUGCGGGUCUGCAAGGUGGCCCUGGCCCGAGAUGGGCCGCAGGGGAGCUUCAGGGCAUAUCAGGGCGCCACACCCCCAGAGCCUUUGACCCCUUUAAGCCAGCUUUGCCCCGAUGACUCUGUCUUAGCCCCGGCUUCGGUAAUGCCGACCGACAUGGACCUGCAGUUCACGCUGACGGAGGCCCUCACCGAGAUUUCCAACCUCAGUGCCUUCGAGAGUAGCGCCGGGAGCAAAUCCUGGCCGGAGCCCCGAACACCGCUGCAAUGCAGAAGGACUCCUAGCAUCACACCCCUUCGGCAGCCCACGAGCUUGCCUACAGGGAAGGAGGGUUUCGAGCAGUCCUCUGCGACGACGUGCAAUGACUCGAGUCCCGAAGGCACAGCCUCCUCCAUGUCCCUGUCGCUGGAAGACCACAACCAGCUGGCAGAGGGCGCCGAGGCCUCCCCAGAUCGCGGCGAAGGCCGGGCCGCCGCCAGGCCUGGCGAAGUUCUCCUGGCAUUUACAUGA
Molecule: messenger RNA, 1698 nt
Organism: Symbiodinium necroappetens
Lineage: Eukaryota; Dinophyceae; Suessiales; Symbiodiniaceae
Source: the annotation of a GenBank genome assembly